This is a messenger RNA of Cottoperca gobio, 930 nucleotides long. RefSeq names its product olfactory receptor 11A1-like. Gene Ontology annotation, cellular component: membrane. The record is from RefSeq and is a predicted model, not a curated record. Gene Ontology annotation, molecular function: G protein-coupled receptor activity; odorant binding; olfactory receptor activity. The coding region runs from base 1 to 930 and encodes 309 amino acids. NCBI's taxonomy places the organism in Eukaryota, Metazoa, Chordata, Actinopteri, Perciformes, Bovichtidae. Gene Ontology annotation, biological process: detection of chemical stimulus involved in sensory perception of smell; G protein-coupled receptor signaling pathway. The transcript has a single exon.
AUGAUGACCAACUCUACAUAUGUUUCAUAUUUCACACUAAGUGCCUACUUUGACACCGGGGUUUUUAAAUACUUGUAUUUCCUGAUUGUUCUGACUUUUUAUAUUUGUAUUAUUGGUGCCAAUGUGUUGCUGCUUGUGGUUAUCUGUGUGAACAGAAGCUUACAUGAACCUAUGUACCUUUUUCUGUGCAGCCUGUUUGUAAAUGAACUGUUUGGUAGUACAGGGUUGUUUCCAUUCCUUCUGGUUCAGAUCCUCUCUGACGUUCACACUGUUUCUACUUCUUCUUGUUUCCUACAGAUUUUUUGUGUGUAUACAUAUGUUUGUGUGGAAUUUUUCAACUUAGCCGUCAUGUCUUAUGACAGAUAUCUUGCUAUCUGUUGUCCUCUGCAAUAUAACUCACGUAUGACGUCUAACAAGGUUACUGUGCUUAUUGCUCUCACAUGGUUAUUCCCUCUUCUUGCUAUUGUUGUUCUGAUUUCUUUGAGUGCGUCUUUACAGCUGUGUGGGAACAUCAUUAACAAAGUGUACUGUGGAAACUACUCUAUUGUUAAACUGGCCUGUUCUGACACCGGGGUCAAUAACAUUUAUGGACUAUUUUACACUGUUGUCUCAAUCAUCAUUCCUCUCCUUUUAAUCCUUUACACUUACAUUAAGAUCCUUAAAGUGUGUUUCUCUGGUUGUAAGCAGACGAGACAGAAAGCUGUCAGUACCUGCACACCUCACCUCGCUUCUCUGCUCAACUUCUCUUUCGGUGGUUUUUUUCAGAUAUUACAGAGCAGGUUUGAUAUGAACAGUGUCCCCAAUAUGUUGCGUAUUUUAUUGUCUUUGUACUUUCUAACAUGCCAGCCGCUCUUCACCCCAGUACUAUACGGGCUGAAAUUGUCCAAAAUCCGCAGCAUAUGUAAACGUCUGUUGUGUGGUGACGUGUAG